Mytilus trossulus (common blue mussel) is the source of this 4869-nucleotide messenger RNA. RefSeq lists its product as uncharacterized. NCBI's taxonomy places the organism in Eukaryota, Metazoa, Mollusca, Bivalvia, Mytilida, Mytilidae. The transcript has 11 exons. The record is from RefSeq and is a predicted model, not a curated record. Bases 338 to 1555 code for a protein of 405 amino acids.
GACCUUUUCCUAACUGUCACCAUUGAAUAAGCAGCAUCUCAUCAUGGUAAAAUUGUUAAAAUUUUGUCCAAUCAAAUAUUAGACAACUCUGAUAUCCAUGGAAACGGUCUGCGCAAAUGAAUCUAUAUUAGGUUAUACAGAUUUAAUCGUACAGUUAGUUAUUAGUUUAGUAGAGAUAAAGAAACGCUAGAAUAUUAUAUUUUUAUAAGAGCGCGAGAUUAUUGUAUUGGAAUUAUAAGAACUUUGACAAAACAACAUUAACAAACUUCCGAACGUACGAAGGAAAACAAGUUAAGAAAAACAAAGACUUUUAAAGUUAAAAAAGAAAUUAACAGCUAUGAAAAUCAGUUUGGAAUCGUUGUGUGUACUUGUGUUCGUCUGUGUGGUAACGGUUCUAUCAGCUCCCGCCAAAAAGAAUAUUGAUUCUGUCCAAAAGCCAUCAUCAUCAUCAUCUUUAUCGUCAUCAUCGAUUCAACAGCAAGAAAAAGAGCUUGAAAAACUGGCAAGAUUAGCAGCACAAAGAUUAUCCCAUAGCAUUGGUGUGCAGAAACAGAAAUCUUUUCACUACAGUAAUUUAAAUGGAAAAGAAAACAGCGAAUCGCAAGCAGAAGAAAAAGUUGUCAAUCCAGACACUGGUGACCUUGUCAGUGAUAUCAAACAAGAAACAAAACAAGAUGGCGACGUAAUGACAGAAACGAAAAUAAACAUACCAUCAGAACAUAUAGAAAAAACAUUUCUGGAAACGCAACCAGAAAGUAUCGAGAGUGUUCCUUUAGAAAAAGAAGACUACAGUGACGCAUUUCAGUUUACUCCUGUUGAAGUUGCUAAAUAUUUAUACCAAACGGGCAAUUUCCAAGAACUAACACAAGCUUUGUCAGAUUUGGUUAAUGCAUCUAUUAUGACAGAAAAACAAGCCAUUGAAUACAAAGACAAUGUCCGAUCUGUUUACAACAAACUUGUCCAAGCAUCAAUGCUUUCUGAUUCUAAUGAGGUUCCUUUAUACAACACUGGGUACGAAUCACAAGACAAUAUGCUUCCGACCGAAGUACUACCUGCUUACAAUUAUUACAACGAACUACUGCCUUACGGAAGUGCUGACACACAACAAAAUAUGCUCCCUGAAGUAGAUGAGGGAAACGGAAUUAGUGACCUUGUUAACACACUAAUGGACGAAUGGCUGACCAGAACUGUAUUGACAGGAGAUAGAGACGCUGAGACCAUGUUGAGUGAGAUCUGGGACAGUGUAUCACAGGACGACAACCCUGAUGAUCUUGGACAAAUGAGAGAUAUUUUAGUUGACAUAUUCACGAGUGAAAUUAUCGAGGGACUGACAUCAGAUGUUCAAGGAGAAGUACCGUAUUAUGCUGAUUUGUUGACAAACAAAGCAGACAACAAACAAAUGAAAGUUGCAGACAUAGAUGAAAGUGCGGAAGUUAAACAAAAUGGCGACGAGGAGAAUAAAACAGAAAACUCAGAGGACGAAACAGUAGACAAAGAUGACAGCAAGGCAGAAGAAUUGAAACCGGAGGAAGACUUAAAACACUUGAAGAUGUAAACUGCUGUCAAAAUUUGUUGGGUUAAUUUUUAACAAGCUUGUUUCAAGCAUUUCAUUUUUGAUUAUCGAGUACUGCCUACAGUCUCUGAAGUAAAUUUCGUUCAUACAUUGAAUAUUCAUGAUGGCCUUCGGCAGUUCAUAACACGGGAAAAAAUAUUGCGACAACACAAAUAAACGGAAGACACGGAAAUAACAGAUCUUUCCGUGAUUGAUUUUAUUUAUUAUGUUUUGUUUAUACAAUAAAUUGAUCCAAGCAGAAGGCCAUUUCGAGUUUCUGUUGCUCCUUUAAUGUGCGCUUUAUGACGUCAUUCGAAUUUGCUGUUACCUAAAAUGGCUUGUUUGAAUCAAAUUUCAAUGAUCAUUAUAGAAUCCUAAAUUUUUUAAGUAUAUAUACUGUGUAGAAACAAAAUUGAUUUUUUUUCACACCAAAUGAGACCAGUAAAGAAAUUUGCACGAGUCGAAACAAAUGACGUCCAUUCAAUCCUAAAAGUUAAUGGAACUGCAGAAAACUCGAAAAGUGUAUGUUAUAGCGUAGAUUUUACUCUGCAAUUAUCAGAGUUAAUUUGAAGUCACUUUACGCUAAAUAAACAUAGAGACGGCUAUUUUGUGCAUGCUUUGAAGGAAAAACGUCAUAUUUUACGAACGCGAAAAUUACACUAUUUUAUCAAUAUUUAGAAAACAGUAAGACUAAUAUUGUCAUUAUCUCCAAGUGUAUUUGAAGUUCCAAAUGUAUAUUGUUUUUACUAUGUAUAAUGUGUGUCAUGGCCAAGGCACCCGACUCGAUUUUAUAUACUUAUUUAAAUGCCCUGUUUAUAGAUUUAGAAAUUAUUAAAAAAAUAAGGUUUCAAAUCCUUCAGGCAAAACUGAUCCGAGAUACAUUUGUCUUUUUUUUAGGCCCUUACUUAGCAUAUAUGGCAUACCAUUGCUGUGUUGUUACGCAUUCGUGAUUUUCGAAUGUUUUGGUUUGGGCGUUUCCAAUGAAGGUAAAUCCAGAAAGGAUUUUCGAACGCACGAAAUUUAUAAAUUUGUUUUCAACUUUUUCAAUUUUUAUUUUUCAACGAUUAUAAUUUUUCGUACGUUUUGUGAGGUGAUGCAAUACACAUGUACACAAAUAAAAAAAGUAAAUGUUAUCAUUAAUAUACUGUUAAUUCUAUUGCCUAAUAUAUGCUGUAUCAUAUAAUGAAAUGUAUGUAUAAAUGAUUUCGAAAUAAGACGGGUAAUGUUGAGCUAUAUUAAACUAUCAAUUAAUACCGACCUGAAAUGAUCUUUACCAAGAACACUAAAAGUUGUAAGCUAUGAGAUACGGCUUCAAAUGACUCUGUGCUCUGGAUUAUAAGUUUAGGGGUUUUCGGAUUUAUUUUGUUUUUAAAUAUAUAUAUAUAUAUAAAUCGGUAUCUUAUAAUUCGGAGAUUGUCUGUCCCCCACGCAUACAGUAUUGGCAACAUAAAAUAAAACAUUAUGAAACUUUAUAUAUUUUGUUUGAAUGAGUUGGCUGUGUUGUACAAACAUGACCAACAAGGAUGUAUAUGUGAGGGUAAAAAUGGGGUUUUCAAAAUGGGUAAAAUCAAGAAAAGAGAGAAAAAUAGCAUUAGAAAAACGAAUAAAGAAGACAGAAAUGAAAGCCCUUAUCAAUAUCAGACCUCAAACCCUCAAAUAUGUGUACGUGUUAAUUCAAACUUUGUAAGUUCUAUGAAUAUUCGUAUCUUUUUUCUUACUUUUAAUUUUGUGUCUGUUGUCCAUUCAUGCAAAGGAGACUUUUGUACGGAUAGUACCGGUGUCGAAGGAAUAAAUUUGGGGAUGUUUUUUUAACAACCACGUCAAAUGUCUAGUUCAAUUUGUAAAAUUUAAACAAAUUUGAAGAAAUCUAUUUUGUAUUUGUUUUGUCAAUAAAAAAGGGGGGUUGUUCCUACUAGUUGGGCAGAAAUAAAACUAAACACUUAGUAGUUGGUUCUCUAAGGAAACACUUACUAUGUCACACGUAAUUUUUGUCUUUCCUACAAACAAAAUAGCAUUGGAUGAUUUUUCACAUCUGGGAUAUCAAACAAAUAAGGGAUUUCUAAAACUUCAUAUGAAAAUUUUCUGAUAUGUAUAUCUACAGGCCGAUAACAGUGUUUUGCAUAAAUAAUAAUUUUCGCUGGUCGAAGUUUUUGUUUGGCUACGUGCUUUUGUUAAAACACUAUUUUUAAGUUUUCGUUUGAACAGUUCAAGAUGGCCAUAUAGGUAAAGUUAAAUCAGGUUAAAUUUUGCUAUCUUAUAACUCUGUUGGUAAUAUAGCUCUUCGUGUGUCUUAAACGUUAAUGAUUUUGAAAUGAAUUAGGUUGAACGUUCUAGAUGAAUAUAAACAAGAAAGCGCUUUGGACGCACGACGUAUUCAUGUUUAUUUUUAUGUAAUAACAUAACAAAUUUAUUUUUUAUGAUAUUUGCUAUGUGAUUUUUAUUGAAUUUAACGUUUUUUUCUAUUGAAAUUUUAUUGAUAUAUGUUGUGUCCAGAGGUUUCUGAAAAAUCUUUCAAUAUGUCCCGAUUUCGAGAUCCUCGUGAUGUUUUAAGUAAACAAUAACACGCUUGUUUACGGUUAUGUUAUCUCGUUUCAAAUUAUUAAAGUUACAUUUUAUUACCAAACGUCAAAUCAAGCAUCAUUUUGUCAGUGAGUGCCAACAAAAUUGUAUAUAAAGAAAAAAUAAUACAUCUUAUUGAAUAUUUAAUUUAUAAUUGACCAUUUUGAUUUAGAAACAAGUAACGCUAUGCUAUAUUGGUGUUUAAAUUACAGAUAACAUUGAUCUGCUAUCAAUUUUAAGUUUACAAAUAAAAUCAACUAAUUGAGAAAUUUUAUAUAACAAGGAAUGAUGAACUGAUGUCGGGGUUGAAAUUACAAAUGACAAUAUACUAUUAUCGUAUGUAGAUAACAAGCAAUAUUGUACUGUUAUCGGUUUAAACCCAAUCAACUGUUAUCAUUCAUAGAUAACAAUCAACAUAUUACUGUAAUUGGUCCCUAGAAUACAAAUGACAUCAAACAUUAUAGAUCUUUAGAUAUAACAAAUACCAAUAUACUUUUAUCGAUUAGAAAAAAUAAGCAAUUUUGAAGUGUUAUCGAUAUCUAGCACCCAAUCAACUUUAUACUGUUAUUAUUCUAUAGAUAACACAUUACAUCAAACUGUUAUUGGUAUUUAGAUAACAAGCAACAUAAUACUGUUAUCGGUAUGUAGAUCAACAUUAAACUAUUGUGAUGUGUAUAUAUUCUAAAGUUGUUAUUUUUAUAUGUUGAAUGAAAGAUAUAUGAGAGAAGUUAUUGUUAAAUAAAGUUAAUAAAACAUUA